CAUCAGGUCAUCUCUAGAAGGCCUGCGACAACAGUCAGGUAAUCCCGUGCGCCCAUCGGCCAGCACAGCAUCUCCCCCUCCUCUUCCUCCAACCCACCCGCCGCAGCUCCAGCACGACCGGGUUGCUUGUCUAUCACAAGCGGCUUCUGGUGGGCUGUUUCUCCAUCCGUUCCACUCUGUUUUAUCCCAUUUGCUGUCGCCUGUCUGGCCGCAAUUUUCCCAUCUCGCUUCCGCUUUCAAGCCACUCCUUUUUCAUAACAUCCCUAAUUCCUCCGCGACAACGCGGGCUCGCAGGUGGCGCCUUAUCACACACACCCUCUGCUCCUCCCCAACAGACCACGGGCAGGUCCCAUUUUCCACUUCUCGACCAUCGACGGACCGGCUUUCCAGAUCGUGUAACAACAUUUUGCUCUCGACGCUCCUUUUUUUCUUUUCGUUUUUUUCUUCUGCUUUUCUAUUUUCUCUUCAGUCCUCGCGAGGGCAGACGACGCCGUCUUCGUUUCAGCGAAAUUGACGCCCGUCCCAACCCGCCCUCGAUCUCUUACCUGCCCAGCCGUCGACCGGCCGUAAUACAUCCCGACGCGACGACACUAUGUUUUGGCAUACAGUCCUCCCGGCGGGUCUCCUCUUCGCCCAGGCCUACGCCGCGUUCGAGGCGAUGGAGGUGGACGACCUGAUGGGGACCAACUUGGGGGUGCUGGAGAAGAGGCAGGAGCUUUUCCCCGGCCAUGACGGCGACGUUACCGCGACCAUCAUCACCAAGAGGCAAUCGCAGGGCGUCACCCUGAACGGCGACGGCACCAUCAACAUGACGGCGUGGGACGAGACAGUCAACAAGGCCUGCAGGGAGGCCCUCAGCAAGCUGCCCGAGUCGACGAACCCGUCGGGCACCUGCGUCUGCUACAAUUUGCCCGCCCUCAACAACGUCACGGGCACCUUCGAGGCCGACCUGAGGCUAUACCAGCUGACGGCCCCGAGCGGGGAGUUCGCCGGGAUCCCGCAGCAGAACAUCCAGGUCGGCCUGCAGUACAACGGCGCCUCCGUGUCCCCCAUCUCCCCGGCCGCCGCCGCCAGCAUGAGGAUCUCGGCCAGGCAAGACCCGGGCCCGAACGGGAACAACCUGCGGGUCCUCCAGUCGUACAUGUUUAUCGGCCAGAUCGACAAGGAAAGGAUGACGCCCGGAAUAAACAUGGCCACGCUCGAGGCGCUCGUCAUGCCGACAGUCACCCUUUCGGCCGUCAACCCGACGGGCCAGACCGUGACCACCAACGUAUCGUCCAACGAGGCAGCCUUCGUUGCCGGCGUCUUCUCCGACUCGAUCGUCAUGUCCGAGUUCUCGGUGGCCAACAUGGCCGUCGAGGAGUCGCUCCGGCAGCUGGCCAACAGCACGGUCCCCUUCGUACUCCCCGGCGUCCAACUGAUGAUCUUCCCCUUCGGUCUCAUCAUCUGCAGCAUCUGGCUCGUCGGCUUCGUCGGCGCCGUCGGCUACGGCACCCUCGCGCGCAUGGGAUUCCGCGAUCAGUACAGGCGACGCAUCGCGCUCCAGGGCAAGGGCACCAUGGCCAGGAUAUAGAAGAGAGCGGACGAUGAAGAGGGGGAAGGAUAUUGAGACAAGACUGGAGGGAGAGGGAAGAAAAAAGAAACCCCGAAAAAAACCAGAAUAAAAUAUCAACGACGUCACAAGCAUCGCAUCCCGCAGAUUCUCCACGGCUUUGGCCAGCGAUGGUCAAAUUACAUCCUCCGGACACGGCGAUCGACCGAACACGGACGCGCCGAGUGUACGAGUCGCCGCCCUCGCUUCCGGGAGGUUACGUCUAUUAACACCUGUGUUAUGGUGAGAGGUGUACUAUUCGUUUUCUAGCGGUUCCUAUACUAUGCGCGUGGAGAAGCGUGCUGUCACGGCGUUACAUGUACCAGAUGAUGAUUUCUUGCAUUUUGCUCUUUUGUUCAUUACGUUCCCCCUCAUUCGGGCCUGCUAUCUCGGUGGCAUGUCGGCAUCAGCAGUAGCGUUUCAUGAGGCCCUAUCUAGAGUGACCGAGGUUGUCGAGAUCCACCUAUGUUCCAGCAGGCAAUGAAAAGGAUCUCACUCACGAUGUACAUAUAAGUUUUUUCAUCUAGCUCGUUCCGCUUCACGCGUCACCUUUCUCCCCUUUGGCCCCGGAGUUCCGAGUCGUGGGCGAACAGCCGGUCAAGCUUUCGGUGUGCAUGUCGCGGCCUCCUGGUCAACAGGCCCUUUUGCCAGUCUCGGAUAUAUAUUACCAUCACAUCCACAGCGCUAUAACAUUUGUCAACGGCCG
This is a messenger RNA of Gaeumannomyces tritici R3-111a-1, 2297 nucleotides long. RefSeq lists its product as hypothetical. NCBI's taxonomy places the organism in Eukaryota, Fungi, Ascomycota, Sordariomycetes, Magnaporthales, Magnaporthaceae. The transcript is spliced from 2 exons. Bases 593 to 1573 code for a protein of 326 amino acids. The record is from RefSeq and is a predicted model, not a curated record.